Messenger RNA from Fundulus heteroclitus (mummichog), 952 nucleotides. RefSeq names its product histone H2A-like. Gene Ontology annotation, cellular component: nucleosome. The record is from RefSeq and is a predicted model, not a curated record. Lineage: Eukaryota; Metazoa; Chordata; Actinopteri; Cyprinodontiformes; Fundulidae. Gene Ontology annotation, molecular function: protein heterodimerization activity; structural constituent of chromatin; DNA binding. The transcript has a single exon. The coding region runs from base 1 to 387 and encodes 128 amino acids.
AUGUCUGGACGCGGAAAGACCGGAGGCAAGGCUAGAGCCAAGGCUAAGACUCGCUCCUCCAGAGCAGGUCUGCAGUUCCCCGUGGGUCGUGUCCACAGGCUGCUGAGGAAAGGUAACUACGCUGAACGCGUGGGUGCCGGAGCCCCAGUGUACCUGGCCGCCGUGCUGGAGUACCUGACGGCUGAGAUCCUGGAGCUGGCUGGCAACGCUGCCCGCGACAACAAGAAGACCAGGAUCAUCCCCCGUCACCUGCAGCUGGCUGUGCGCAACGACGAGGAGCUCAACAAGCUGCUCGGAGGAGUCACCAUCGCUCAGGGAGGCGUUCUGCCCAACAUCCAGGCUGUGCUGCUGCCCAAGAAGACCGAGAAGCCCGCCAAGGCCAAGUAAACCUGCCUGGAAACCACAAACCCAACGGCUCUUUUAAGAGCCACCCACAUCUGUCUAAAGAGCAUUUUCCCAUUACAUGAAUAAGUUUAGUUAUAAAUUUAUCAGUAAAAUUAAUUGAAGCGCGACUGAGUAAAGAUUACUACCCUAAUUAAGAUUUAGGAGUACAGGGCACAAACUUACAACUUCCCCUUUCAGCUAUUGAUUGCCAAUUUUCUUUGCAAAAUUCAGAAAAAGGGAUCUUAGAGAAGCAUCUUUACCCAGUAGCUAAAACAAUACGACCACCAUUCACACCAAAUGCUGUUGAAAUAAAAUUACAUGGUUGGAUUAUACUAUCAAGAAAUGCAAAAAAAAAAAGAUGAUGUAUGAAGGUCACCGAAAAGCAAAAGAAAUGUCGCCAAUUGCUUAUCAAGCAAACUUAUUUAUAACUUGUUUCUCAGCUUCUGUCACAGCACUAGACCUGUGGUCUGUAACACGACUAACAAAUCAAAUAUUAAAAAAGAUGACCUACAGCAGAUUGCAUGUGCAAAGGGAACAUAUUUGGCUAAAUAAAGUCAUAUUUUUAAAA